AUGUCAGACACGGGCAACUUCGCCUUGAUCGCCCACGGGCCCAUCUUCAUCGGCACCAUGAUCAACGUCGUUCUCUGGGGCAUCUCCAUCACACAAACUUACAUCUACUUCUCCAGCUUCAAGAAGGACCCGCUGUGGAUGAAGCUCGUUGUCGUCCUCAUCACCCUAGCAGACGCGAUGAACAGUAUAUUCGAUAUGCAGUACAUAUACCAUUCGCUCGUCGACCACUACAAUGAUCCUGCUGCUAUCCAAAAGGCUAACUGGGUAUUUGCCACCGAUCCCGCCAUGACCUCUAUCAUCGGGACCAUUACCCAGCUCUUCUUCGCCUGGAGAGUUCACGUCCUUACCAAGAACAGGAUCGCAGUCGCACUUCUCUUCGUCGGCUCCAUCAUCUCUUGUCUGGGCGGUAUCGCGACGUCGAUAGCUAUUGGCAUCGUUCCGAAGUGGCUCGAGUUCCAGAAGUUCGAAAUCCCUGUCAUCGUUUGGUUGACUGUCUCGGCACUCGUGGACACGACCAUCGCGGUCAUCCUCGUCUGGCACCUGAGGAACAACAAGCGAGGAUUCAAGAAGUCUGAUGAUCUCCUCGACAAGCUCAUUCGUGUUACCGUCCAGACCGGCUUGAUCACUUCCGUCUGGGCCAUCAUAGACCUUGGAGUUUACCUCGGAAUCGCCUCGGGAGUUCAUCUCAUUUUCAACUUCCCGCUCUCGAAGCUGUACAGCAACUCCCUCCUUUCGAGCUUGAACUCUCGUGCGGGUUGGAAAUUCGCCGGCGCUGACGAUGAGGAGAGCUCUACCGGUGGCCGUAGGCCUGAAGUGGUCACGUUCGGCAGUACCCACCCCCUCGCUCGUCCGGAGGUCUACAUCAACGUUCAAUCGGAGUCGCAUGAGUUGCGCACGCCAACAGAGUCGAAGUUCAACACAAAGGAGAUGUCGGAAUCUUCCUCUGGGGAGCUCAGCCCGACGGCGUGCCGCUGAGCGCUGAGCGAGCAGGUUUCUAGUUUUCCAUUGACUUUUUCCUCGUUCAUUUGAAUUCACUGUAUAACUCCCAUCGUGAUACCUCCCACCCUGUUACCUCCCCUGUAUACUUUUUCGUCUCUAGAUUGUUAGAACGGACUGGACGAUGACGACAGGAACCUGACCCCCUUCGUGCAUCGUUAGUUGUAUAUCGUUGUUGUCAUGUCGUCAUUAGCUGUCUGAUUAUCGCUCACGGACUUUUGACUCGGCCAUUGGCCUCCCCAGCUGUCUUUCUAUACUUAUAGCACAAGUACCACUUA
This is a messenger RNA of Stereum hirsutum FP-91666 SS1, 1274 nucleotides long. RefSeq lists its product as uncharacterized. The record is from RefSeq and is a predicted model, not a curated record. The coding region runs from base 1 to 975 and encodes 324 amino acids. The transcript is spliced from 16 exons. Lineage: Eukaryota; Fungi; Basidiomycota; Agaricomycetes; Russulales; Stereaceae.